Molecule: messenger RNA, 2918 nt
Organism: Hyposmocoma kahamanoa
Lineage: Eukaryota; Metazoa; Arthropoda; Insecta; Lepidoptera; Cosmopterigidae
Gene: OstDelta
Product: dolichyl-diphosphooligosaccharide--protein glycosyltransferase subunit 2
Exons: 10
Coding region: 119-2005 (628 amino acids)
Biological process (GO): protein N-linked glycosylation
Cellular component (GO): membrane; oligosaccharyltransferase complex
Source: RefSeq, a predicted model, not a curated record
GAAACCCGGCGUAAAUGUGUCGAUUUUUCUGAUUUUCUGAUAAAUAAUAGCUUUUAUUUAGAUAAGUUCUUACAGGAAUAGAAGACCACGUGUAAAUUUAAAUAGUUAAUCGUUCAAAAUGCACUUUCGUGCAUUAUUCUUUGCGGUGCUUUGCCUGUUGGGUCUCAGCAGUGCCACACUGCAGAACACAAUAGAUCUACAGCGUCUGGAGUCCAUUCUACAGGCGGGCACUAAAAGCAAUGAUGUUGCUACACUAUAUUACUCUCUCAAGGGUUUGAGUCUGCUAAAAGUUAAAAUGCCUGAUGUUUGUAAAGCCAUCAAAGAUGCCAAAUAUGAUAUCAACAACAUGGAGCAAGUGUUUUACCUCACAAAUGCUGCCUUACUAUCAGGCUGUACCAACUACUUGAAACCUGAUGUCCUCUCUGCCUCAACACGAGUCUUGGAUAAGAAAGAAGCGCCUUUGUCGGAGCUUUACUAUGCUAUAUACUCUCAGAAGGCAUUAGGCAAAGGAGCUGUAUGGGACAAAGAUGAAGCCCUUAAAAAUCUCAUUCAGUUGUUGAAGAAAGAUGAUUCUCCUGUCAAUUACGCGUACGUCUUCGCGAUGUGCGAACACAUGGGCUGCGAGGCGUGGACAGCAUCACACGCCGAAGGGCUGCUGCUGGCUGCCGACGAAAGCGAUUCGCGCGCGUUGCACUUUGAGGGCGGGCUGCCUGUUACCUCAUUGCUACUCUCCACCAUUAUUAGGUCGUACAAGGUGCUGAAAAAGUCAUCACCUUUGACGGAGGAACAGCGCUACAAGUUCGCGGAGUACCUGUUGUCGCGGCGGUCGGUGACAUCACAGCGCGGCGCUGCGUUGUUGGUCGAAGCUGCGUUGGCUCUCGCUGACGAUGAGCCAUCACCCAUCAGCAUAGUUAUCAAAGGCAAGAAGUACAUAACUUCCGAAUCUGACACCAUCGAGAUCUCUGUUAGCGAUUUCAUUGGCCGUCCUGUCCGUGGCCUUAAACCUGAAGAAGUGGUCGCUCAAUCAGGCACUAGACUCGCUGACGACGUCGUGGUGCUUUCCAAACAGCCCUUGACCCAGAAGGGCGAUGACCGAACGACUUUUAUACUAAACCUUAGCAAGAUUAAGGCUCAAUACGGCUUAUACAAGAUUGCAUUGAGUGCUGGUUCAAAGACGACUAAUGUGAAUGUAGCUGUGCUUGGAGAGAUUGUAGUGUCAAGUAUUGAAGUCGGUGUGGGAGACGUCGAUGGAACAACUAGCCCUAAGAUUACGACUGUCACCUACCCUAAUAAGCUCAAUGAGAUCUUGCAGGCUGAUCAUUUGCAAAAGUUAACGCUAAAAUUCAGCGUUCGCGAUAAGCAAAACAAGCCGGUGCUAGUGCAACAGGCGUUCGUGCUGGUGGCGUCGAAAAACGCCGCAGCAGCCAUCGUUGAUGAAGCCAUCUUCGUCGCGGAACCAGAUAAUUCCAAGGCUUAUAAAGUUGAGCUGAAUGUGGGCGCCAUCGCGAAACAUCUGCAGUCCGGCUCUGGCACGUACUCGUUGACUGUCCUUCUCGGAGACAGCGCGGUCUCCAACCCCAUCUCUUGGCCCGUCGGGGAUGUAAUCUUUAACUUCGGAAAGGAUGCAAGCGCAGUCGGCGCCGCCCAGAAGAGCCGGCAGCCGGCGUCGGGGCCGCUGAGCGAGAUCCAGCACCAGUUCCGCGUGGCCGAGCCGCGACCGCCGCGGGCGCUGUCGGACGUGUUCGCGCUGCUGUGCUGCGCGCCGCUGCUGCUGCUGCUGCUGCUCUGGGCCAAGCUCCGGGUCAACCUCUCCUACUUCCCCCUCGCGCCCAGCGCGCUGCUCUUCCACCUGGCGCUCGGAGCAUCCCUGGGCUUGUACGUCGUCCUCUGGAUGCAGCUGACGAUGUUCGAAACGAUGCGCUACCUGCUGCCGCUCGGCGCAAUCACAUUCCUCUCGGGGCACCGUCUCCUGCGCAGACUUGUCCAGGAAAAGGGACAUAAGUAAAGGGUGUAUUCCCAUGGAGUACGGGAAACUUAUAACUUUAGUGGAUCAUUUCCCUGCAUUUCAACCUGAACUAGCAAUAAUUUAUUUCUGUAUAUUGACAUGACUGAUAUGUUUUAUGUACUAUGUAGUUAAAGGACCACUUUCAGUUUUAAUGAUCUCCAUCAUUGAGUUUAUAUAUUCGUCACAAACUUGCUUAUUAAGUCAGCCAUUAGUUUCCCGGCUUCAGGGUUAGGCAAAAAGUAGGAAUUAUAGUCCGUUCCUACCCGCACAGGGCUUAGUCAGGUGGUCUAAUACUACCUUUACAAUCAGUGAAGUGUUUCUUAAAAAGUAAGUAAACACCAAAUUGUUUUUAUUUAACGUAUGCGUGGGUACGUGCAAGUGUGACUUAUUCCUUGUUUUAAUUUGUAUUCGUGUACGAGCUGUGGACGUAUAAUAUCUACUGUCUUCUGUUGUUGGUUUUUUUGUGUGUGUGACGGGACGAACAAAACGUGCGUCUGGUGGUAGGCGACACGCCUACCCAUAACAGGCUCGCUUAAUGAGGUAAAAGACAAUUUUUCUUGACUGUUUACCAAACACUGGCACUGCUCAAAAACAAAAGGCUGGUGUAAUCACAACUUGUAUUGUAGUAGUCAUUUAAAAUUGUUUAAAAAAGCCUUCGCAUUUCAGAUAUCAGAUUUCUGCUACAACCACAAAACUUGUUCGUUUCAACACACUGGUCUGCCGAUAUAGAACUAGACUUGCUUUUGACCGUGUUUCGUAUUCGUUACUUCAAGAUAGUGAAAUAACAUCCAUAGUUUGUAUAUGAAUACAUUUUCGAAUACUUUCAUUCCUUAUAUAUUGGAGGACAUAUUACAGUAAAUGUUAUUAAAAUAUGUUCUUGAAUACCAUUAAUUCAUUUAUAGAUUUUUAAUAA